GAUAUAUAUUUCCUGUCUGUUCUUUCCUAUUGAUCGUGUAAGGUCUUUUGGGGAUGCUGUAGAAGCGAAUAGGCUUUCCAUCAUGACAGCUUUGUGAGAGCAGCACCGGCACACUUCCGUGGGUUUACCAUGCUCUUCAUCCUGGCUUAGUACUAAAAUCGUUAUCGAAAGCUUGAGUUUUAGCAGAAGCAGACUGUUACUACAACUAGCAUUAGUAUAGAACUAUCGUAAGCGUUUCUGCCAGAACACUUCGUUGUGUUAUAGUAGCUAUGAAUAAAUGUAAAAUAAAAUGUUUAAUAUUUUUGAUACUUGCAAUUUUGUGGGUUUAUGGAGAUGGUAGUGAAACCAGUUCUGACUCUAAGCGGCUUUACGAUGACCUGAUCUACGGUUAUAACUCUUUGAUUCGACCUGUGGGAAACAACUCGGAUAGGCUCACCGUUAAAAUGGGAUUGAAACUCUCUCAGUUGAUAGAUGUGUGCCGACGGUAACUAUGAAGUGACCAUUAUGACCAAAGCUGUCCUUCAUUCCGACGGUUUAGUCAUAUGGCGACCACCGGCAAUUUACAAGAGCUCGUGCGAGAUGAACGUUCAAUACUUUCCAUUUGAUGAACAAACUUGCACCAUGAAAUUUGGCUCCUGGACAUAUGAUGGCUAUACUGUUGACCUCAAACAUAAACACCAGUCUGAUGACGCUGAAGAAUCUGACAUUGUAAUAGGAAUUGACUUGAGUGAUUUCUAUUUAAGCGUCGAGUGGGAUAUUAUGGCGGUGCGCGCAAGACGCAAGGAGAAAUUCUACAGUUGCUGCGAUGAACCGUAUCCUGAUAUCACGUUUAAUAUAACCUUAAGGCGGAAGACUCUUUUUUACACCGUAAACCUCAUUAUUCCUUGUGUGGCCAUCUCCUUCCUCUCUGUCUUAGUGUUCUAUUUACCAUCAGAAAGCGGGGAAAAAGUGUCACUAAGUAUCUCGAUCGUACUUUCUUUAGGCGUAUUUUUCUUGUUGCUUUCAGAAAUCAUUCCUCCGACCUCCCUAACAGUUCCUUUGCUUGGUAAAUAUCUGCUUUUUACAAUGAUCUUGGUGUCGUUUUCCGUGUUUGUCACCAUUGUGGUUCUAAACGUGAAUUUUCGUUCGCCGUCUUCACAUCAUAUGCAUCCUUGGGUUUGCACAAUUUUUUUGGAAAUCUUGCCAAAAAUCUUGAUGAUAAAGAGACCUCGGGAGCCUGAAAAAGUUGGAGAAAGUAGGUUUACUGAGGCUGAUAUAAAACACCCUUCUCCUCUGAAAAAACCUGGAUUUUUAGAAUAUGAGUGUCCAUUUCAUGAAACUAGUUACACAGUCGCUAGUAUUGGCGAUGACGUGAUAGAUCUGGAAUCUGAUGUCUGUUCUUCAUCUCUCCAAGACAGAGGGUUAUGUACUGAACAGGAGAGAGCAAUCUUAAACAUUCAUUUUAUUGCUCAGCAUAUGGAAAACCAAGACAAUUAUUCCGAGAUUGAAGGAAACUGGCAGUUUGUUGCUAUGGUUUUAGAUCGCUUUUUUCUCUGGAUAUUCACAUUGGCUUGUGUCAUCGGUUCUGCUUGCAUCCUAUUGGAAGCACCAGCACUUUAUGAUGAUCAACAGCCAAUCGAUGUUGUCUUAUCCAAAAUGGCUCCAGCUCGUCUACAUUAUAUCAAAGAUUAAUAGCUUUUACUCUGAAUCUAUUAUAACUUACGAAAUUAUAAGUUUUAUGUUAAUUAAGUCCGUAAUCUAAUCGUCUUAGCUGUUGCGACCUUUUGGUGGAUAACUUUGACCAAUGUUUUAUAAAUAUUGGUUUUGACUAAGAUAACAGAGCUAGAACUUAACAUAUUUUCGUGAUCAUGUUAACAGAGUUAGUACAACAAGUAAUGAAGAUCCUUAAGUUUAUUGAAAUUAUAAGGUAAUUGAAACUUUAACCAAAGAAAAAAGUCGAUGUUUGGAAAGUUGUGAGUUAUUUUAAAUUAACUAACUCAUAUGGCUUUAAAUUUCAUGUUUUACUUUAUAGACUAAGGUUAAAAUAGUUUAUGGAUUUAUUAUAACACGUGUGAAUGAUUCUUUAAUAGUUAUAUCUGUCCGAGCAAUGUUUGAAGCACAAAGAAGUUAAACUUUUCUUAUAAUAAGCCUUUAUUGUGUAUGAUAUUACGUAAAGUUUUCCAAAUGUCAAAUGCUAUAGAAGUAUAAGAAAAAUAGAUCAAAACGAAAUUAUGUUUCAUAUGAGCAAAAUGGUUCAUGCUAUAUAUAAAUAUAUACUGAUGGAUGACACUUUCCUCAUUUAAAAUCAUGUAAAACCUCAUUCGUUUGUAUUUCUUACCAACAAUUUACCUGGUCUGUUGUGAGUUAAAAUUGCUCGAAAGCAGUUUUCAACUGUUCGUGGUUAUGGUUUCAAAACACUGCUGAAGCUGAUAUGUACUAAACUGAAAGUUGAAGAAAUAUUAGUUGUAGGUCUCGAUAAAAAGUUUUUCUAACUCAAAGGCUUUCCAAUAGGAAAAGGUAUAGUGACAAAUAUAUAAAUAUAUAUCACAUCAGCUUUUAUGGAUUAUGUGCUAUUACCUCAUACAAAACACUUUAUUUUUUGACUAUUCAUCUGUG
Messenger RNA from Limulus polyphemus (Atlantic horseshoe crab), 2595 nucleotides. RefSeq names its product acetylcholine receptor subunit alpha-like 1. NCBI's taxonomy places the organism in Eukaryota, Metazoa, Arthropoda, Merostomata, Xiphosura, Limulidae. Gene Ontology annotation, cellular component: membrane; synapse; neuron projection. Gene Ontology annotation, molecular function: transmembrane signaling receptor activity; neurotransmitter receptor activity; extracellular ligand-gated monoatomic ion channel activity. The transcript is spliced from 4 exons. The record is from RefSeq and is a predicted model, not a curated record. Bases 472 to 1671 code for a protein of 399 amino acids. Gene Ontology annotation, biological process: monoatomic ion transmembrane transport; chemical synaptic transmission; regulation of membrane potential.